Molecule: messenger RNA, 459 nt
Organism: Populus nigra (black poplar)
Lineage: Eukaryota; Viridiplantae; Streptophyta; Magnoliopsida; Malpighiales; Salicaceae
Exons: 1
Coding region: 1-459 (152 amino acids)
Source: RefSeq, a predicted model, not a curated record
AUGGGCACAGUCAAGAUUCUCGCAAUAGCGCUUUCUGCUGCGUUUCUUUUACUUGAUCCCAUGACCAAGGCUGUCCCAGACCCACCUCAACGCUCACUUUGCAUGCCCCAGUAUUCUCUAGUGAACCAUGCAUGUUCAGUGAUUCUAGGCUACUCAUUGCCAAGCCACCCUCUUACCUCCGAUGACGGGCACGGGCACGGGCACGGGCACGGGCACGGGAAUGGCCAUGGUCACAGUCAUGGGCGGCGCAGACACAGGCAUAGACAAAGGCAUGGUGGCAGUCACAAUGGAUCAUCUUCAGAAGACAAUUGCUGCAAAUGGUUGAAAGAAUUAGAUGAAGAGUGUGUCUGCGAUGUGCUAUAUCGCCUGCCCCCUUUCCUCUCGAAGCCUACACACACGUACACUGUCUCUGUUGCUGAGGCAUGCAAUGUUACUUACAGUUGUGACAUGCAUUUGUAA